UUUUCAUAAAUUUUCUAUUGAUUUACCACAAAUCCAUUUCGACACACGAUUACAAGUUCUUUUUCCAAUUGUUGUGAGUUUCCGAUUCACUUUUACGAUGACUGGUGUCCUAAUGAUGCACGGCGUCAUCACGACCGACCAGAUGAUGCACCAUCGCAAUAUAGCGCAGCGGAUUGUAGAGAUGCGAAACCGCUGGAAGGAGAACUUCAGCUGGUAUCCGGAGGCGCAAUUGCAGCAGUGUUCGCGCUUCGACGACAUCUAUAAGGAGAGCCGAGCCAGAUAUGGCGAUGCGGACUUCAAGCGAUAUGUCGAAAUGAAGCGCCUAAGGGGCAUCUACUCCACCGACUCCGACAAGGCCAAGCGCGAGGCGCACCAGACGCUGUCCUGCUAUCCCAUGGACUAUAUGAAAGGCAUUAGACCAUCGCCAACCACAAAUGGUGUUUACGGUCUGAUACCGCCGGCCUAUCAUCAUUUCUGCGAAAAAAAGAAAGUAAAGGAACGAUUUACGAAAACCUAAUAAGGACUUCAACUUCAGUUUGCGAUUGAGCGAGGAAAUAAAAAAGGAGAAGAAAAUAUUUGUCUAAUAGGGUUGCUCAAAUUUAAAUUCUUAUACGA
Messenger RNA from Drosophila arizonae, 615 nucleotides. RefSeq lists its product as uncharacterized. The record is from RefSeq and is a predicted model, not a curated record. NCBI's taxonomy places the organism in Eukaryota, Metazoa, Arthropoda, Insecta, Diptera, Drosophilidae.